UCUUCCUCUACACAGGUUUGGAUAAAUCUCCUCCAAUGACGGGAGAUAGAGAAGAGAUUUCGGGUCAUUGUGAAAUGUUGGUGCCAGGACACUGCAGCACAGCCCCCAUUCAAUUUAAUGGAACUAAGAUUUGACAGCAGUGGAUAGACCAUAAAUGUAAAUGUCCCAGAAAACCACUGGAAAAUCUCUUUAAUAUAUAUGAUAACUGCCUCUUCAAUGUUCAGCAUCUGACACCCAGGAGGAGCCGGAGAAGACGGAGGACCAGCCAAAGGAGGAGGAGACGGAUGGCGAGCCCAAGAAGAAGAGGGAGCAGACAGACAACAACCGGAGGGAGACCACUGAUGACGCUAUCCUACAGCCGGAGGAACGGGCCGCUUUUUACAGACUCCUGGUAUCUCCUGGCCAUGGUCCUCAUCUACUUCCGAAGAGCCAACCUGCGUAUCGAGGAAUAUAACACCUACUUCUUUCCAGCGCUCUUUCUUGCCAACCAGUUUGAAGAGGAUGAGAUGUUUCGACGCGAGAUCUACCCCUGGGCCCUCGGACCGAUGUGGACGGCGAUGAAGACCUGGAUGCUACACCUACGGAACCUGCUGCUCCUCCGGAUGAGAUUCCACGCUUGGGUGACCAGAGACACCUGUGAUCGGAUCAUGGCACAAGACCCCGAGUACUGGGCAUGGAAGAGAGAGCGGAAGGAACAUCACGGCUGGGCCAUACGCUGGUACCGGAGGGAUCCUGGAGAAUACAUCCCGAGAGGCCCAUGGUGGAUCCCUCCCGCCUGCUUCAUCUGUAUCACCGAUCUGCAGCCUUGUGUCGGGGAAGAGAACACCAAGCGAAGAAGGACGAAGAAAGAAGAACAGAAUGGAUGA
This is a messenger RNA of Hyla sarda, 866 nucleotides long. Its product is annotated as speedy protein 1-B-like. Gene Ontology annotation, molecular function: protein kinase binding. NCBI's taxonomy places the organism in Eukaryota, Metazoa, Chordata, Amphibia, Anura, Hylidae. The record is from RefSeq and is a predicted model, not a curated record. Bases 285 to 866 code for a protein of 193 amino acids. Gene Ontology annotation, biological process: positive regulation of cyclin-dependent protein serine/threonine kinase activity. The transcript is spliced from 5 exons.